AACCACCAAGGUGAGACCACACAAUUUCAUUUUCCCUCUAUACUUUUUCCACUUGAAUGCUUAUCCCAAUAACCAUCUGCAAAAAAAACAGUGUAACCAGAAACAGCCAGCUGAAUAAAUAAAUCAGUUCAUGAUUCCCACGUCUUCUUCAUUUUCUUUACCAUUACUUCAAUCCAACUCCACUCACUCCACUCUGCACAUUAAAUAAUAAAUAAAUAAAUAACAAUUUUUUUCCCUCCAAACUCACCCCCAAUUCCCACCAAGACCCAAACUUUCUUUAAUCCAAUCCCGCCACCUGUAGAUUCUGCAAUAACCGCAAGCACUCGAUUGCUUGAAUUAAAAAAAAAACGAGAGGGUUUCUGAAAAGAUUCAAUUUUUAGUUGAUCUAUUCAACUCUUGUUGCCAUGACAGAGGUGUUCCAUUCCCCUUCUUCCUCCUCCCCCACUUCAAUAUCUACGCCCACCCACAAUGCCACGUUGUAUGCUGGGGAAGAGGAGGCAUAUGCUGACGAGUUAGAGAGAGAGGAGGCAGAAAUAAAAGUGAGAGAGAAAGAUAGGAGAGAUCAAUUGUCUCUUCUAGCACUCCUGCUGACCCUCAUUAGGAAGAGGUUUCGGAUGGCUUGCAAAACGGACAGAGACAAUUUCUCCAGCGGUGGGGGUGGGGUUAUGGAGAUAGGUUGGCCUACCGAUGUGCAGCAUGUUAACCAUGUCACCUUUGAUAGGUUUGAUGGCUUCUUGGGCUUGCCUGUUGAGUUUGAGCCUGAGGUUCCAAGGAGGGCUCCUAGUGCUAGUGCCACUGUUUUUGGAGUUUCUACCGAAUCAAUGCAGCUGUCUUAUGAUCCACGAGGCAACAGCAUUCCAACUAUCCUCUUGCUUCUGCAGAGGCAUAUGUAUUCCCAAGGUGGCUUGCAGGCUGAAGGAAUUUUCAGAAUAACUGCAGGAAACAGCCAAGAGGAGUAUGUUAGGGACCAAUUAAAUCGAGGAGUUAUCCCUGAAGGCAUCGACGUGCACUGUUUGGCUGGCUUGAUCAAGGCUUGGUUCCGGGAACUCCCCCGUGGGGUAUUGGAUUCUCUUUCUCCCGAGCAAGUGAUGCAAUGCCAGUCAGAAGAGGCCUGCGAUGAACUAGCCAGGCUUCUACCCCCGACUGAAGCUGCUCUGUUGGACUGGUCGAUCAACCUAAUGGCCGACGUCGUCCAAGAGGAGCUUCGGAACAAGAUGAACUCACGCAACAUCGCAAUGGUGUUUGCCCCCAACAUGACUCAGAUGGUCGAUCCAUUGACGGCAUUGAUGUAUGCUGUACAAGUUAUGAACUUCCUCAAGACUCUUAUUGAGAAGACUCUACGAGAAAGAGGCGACCGUGUCGUCCAGCACGCCUCCACGCCCCACACGAAGCCUUCUGACGACAAUGGCCAUCCGAUUGGUCAUGAAAACCCUCCCGAGUCAUAUAAAGAGAAGAGCGUGGCCUUUGUUACGGAUGAUGCACGUUCAAAGCGUUGUCCCAGAUCCAACAAAAUCGGAAACACAAUGGAUGAGGACUAUUUCAGCUACUCAACGUGUGGUGAAGAAUCUGAUGGAAGUGAGUCUUGUGAAACUCCUGCCCAAGAACACAAAGCAGGUGCUGCAGUAAACGUCGUAGAGGAUCAGCUUGAAGAGAAGAAGGCGAGCAAACCAAGCCAAUCGAACAACUCUAGCCAGACGGCACCCAAAUCAAGGAACAACGUCAACAUCCAGCAGCAAGCUGCAGCCAGCAAAACCGACUACCUGAGCAAGGGCGCCAGCAAUCUGAGCCAGAUAAAUUCGAUAAAGGAAAGAUGCGAAGCAUGGCGUUGAACGAAAGGGAAGGUGGUUUCUAUAACAUCUCAUGACUUAGAUUCUCAAAUCUUUCUCCUCUGUGGUUAUGUCAUAUGUGUGUCUUUCUGUUUAGUACACUUCCCUUUGAUUUUCACUUGUUCCAUGUAUCUAUUGUUAGUAGAAAUUAACUAUUUUAACCGCAAUUGAAAUGUGUGUUCCUUGACUAGAAGCAAAAGGUGCCCAGUGUGAAAAAUACUAUUACUUGAUUCUGGUCCACAA
Molecule: messenger RNA, 2069 nt
Organism: Salvia hispanica
Lineage: Eukaryota; Viridiplantae; Streptophyta; Magnoliopsida; Lamiales; Lamiaceae
Product: rho GTPase-activating protein 1-like
Biological process (GO): signal transduction
Molecular function (GO): GTPase activator activity
Source: RefSeq, a predicted model, not a curated record